This is a messenger RNA of Saccostrea echinata, 7635 nucleotides long. Its product is annotated as helicase with zinc finger domain 2-like. The coding region runs from base 1 to 7635 and encodes 2544 amino acids. Lineage: Eukaryota; Metazoa; Mollusca; Bivalvia; Ostreida; Ostreidae. The transcript is spliced from 20 exons. Gene Ontology annotation, molecular function: 5'-3' DNA helicase activity; RNA binding; RNA nuclease activity. The record is from RefSeq and is a predicted model, not a curated record.
AUGAGUUCAGAAUCCGAAGAAGACAAUGACAGAUCAAAUUAUUUUCAAUUACGUACGUGCUUUGAUGACGAUUGCACACAUUUUUUACGAAAGUUGUUAGAAAGUUACUUUCCGACUUGUGCAGACCUUUUGAAAGAACUUCCACGUGAGAUGUUUCAAUCAGAAAACCCAAACGGUAUUAUUUCACGGAAGCAACAUUUAUUAAUUAAAAAUGAAACAGUCAUUUCAAAAAAAUUUAAAUUCGAAUUACUUUGCAACAUAUUGAGGACCGGAGUGUGCGACAAAUUUUUUUCUUCUCUUUCUCUUGACACCCUAUCGGACGAUGCAAGUUCGUUAGAACAUCAGAGCAUUGGAGACAAUAUUGAAAAAAUGUGGCAAAUAUGGGUCCAAAAUUUAUCAAAUAACGAAGAAGAGGAAAUAUCCGACAGUGACAAAGAAUCUAUUUGGAACACAUUAAUAAAAGUCGCAGACUGUAUGGCUAAAGUUUUCCCGAAUUUUGGAAAGAAAUUCUUUAAGAAUAUUGAGAAGAAAAAAGAAGCGGAAGAGGGAAAAUAUGGUAAUUCCAAUCAAAUUGGCGAAAAGAACAAAAUUGAACAUACUAAUUUGGAAAAUUCGGCUGAAACUAUUGUUUGUAACCAGUAUGGUACCAAAAAUAAGAUUUCUUCGGAAAAUGUAGCUCAGCAUGCUGUAAAAACUUUCAUAUGUAAGCAACAGGGAGGAAACAACAAGAUUGCUAUAACACUUGACAAUCAGACAAAAACCGAAUUUGAUAUUGAAGGAAAAGGUAUGAGACUAACUUUGCACAGUACAGAUCGAAGCGUAUUUCCAGAAAUUGCAAGUAGAAUUGGCAGGUUAUCAAUCAGGGAACUAAAUGAAGAUCAAUGUCUGAAAGAAAAUGCAGUAGAAAUAACUGCUAUUCAAAAUGCAUGUCUUAUAGUGGAUCUAAAAAUCACGGGCUCGGACAUAGAGGGAUCUAUGGGUAUCUUACUGGAAUGCCUCAUGCAGAAGAGCAAUGCAUAUCAAAUUCUUAUUGACAAUGACGUGUCUGAACUCAGUGUAUUCGGAUACUAUUACCUGCCUCAGAAUUACAUAGACACAACAGAUUUGAAGAUGAAUUUUAUUCUGUUCAAUCAUGUGACAUUAACUUUAAAGAGGACAAUAGGUGACAUAGAUGUAUUUGUAUCGGAUUCCCUGCAUUUGCUGAUUCAUAAUAGCUUCAAAGCAGACGUUGACGAAAACUUGCGGGUUCAAAUCAAGGGAGAUAUCGUAGAUCCACAAAAUCUCAGAUUCAAGGACAUUCAGGGAGCUUUUACCAACUACACAGAAAAGCAAUUGGCAACAAUUAAUUAUUGGCUUGAAUCGGAAUGCCAUCUGAAAAUUAUAAAGAUAUUAAGGCAAAACUCAGUGACCCAUGUCAUUCUAAAAACAGAGUCCUGUAUUACGUACGGAAGUCUUACUGAAAAGAAAGGACCAAUUGUUACUCUGCUGCAUAAAAUUUUCGAAGCAGAAGGCGUGGAAGAAAAGUUAGCAGAAGUCUCAAUCAUGAGAAUUGGUCUAUUAGUGAAUACAUCUAUGGAUGAGGAAUUUCAUGAGGAACCUGGAAAAGGUAUUGUCUUUUAUCUGAGUCCAGAGUCGAAGAUCUCAGAAGUUAUAGAGAAAAACAAAUUUCCAGAGGUACUCCAGGCCAUGCUAGGGGGAAAAAACGAACAAAUAAUGAAAGGAGCCAAACAGAUGAAAAUCAGAGCAGUUCUUAACUAUGAACGAAAUGGUGAUGACAGUGAUCAGGCAAUCGAAAUUUCAGAAACAUAUGAAGAGGAAACAACAGAAGAAAAAAUGAAACGCUUUGUAGAACAAGCAAAGAAUAAACUACAAUCAGAUCAUAUGUUAGAGGCAAAAGAAAUAGCACGAACGGUUUUUGAAAGACUAUCAGACGAAAUGGACAUCAACAUUUUCAAAGACCUGACAAAAAUAUUUGAAAAGUGUGCUGAUAAUUUUUAUGCCCUGAAGUGUUUUUGCAAAGAUCGAGAUGGGGACGAAAUGGACGCAAAUAAUCUGUUCAUGUGGGCUAAGGCGUUAAAUGACCUGAGAAAGUUUGAUGUAGCUUUGAAGAAAACAGAGGAAGCUAUUGAAGUACAUUGUGCACAGACAGAAAUAACUUUACUGGAUUUAAGAAAAUUUAGAGAUUCACUUAUUUUGGAAUGGAAUCGUGUGCCAAAGGACCAAGGCCAUGUAGACGCUGAAUGGUUAUUUGCAACUAAUAUAAGUAUGCCACAACAGAUGAAGGAAAAGGCCUUACAAGCCAAAGAAAAGCAUGUAAAGAGGCCUGGAGCACACCGCAGACCUAAGAGACCAGAAAAAGAGAAACCUAAAUUGUCACCCACUGAAGAAUUUGAGAAAAGUACCAUGUCUUUUGAAGACACUUCUAAAUAUAGAACAUGGAAAGACGUACCCCAUUACGUUCCUGAGCCAAUAGUGAAGAAAAAAAGAAGAAAACUCAAAAAGACAGUCAAAGAAGAAGAGGAUUACGACGUUGAAAUAGUAGAAAGAAAAAAUAGUGAUUCCGAUUCUGGACAGGCAUCAAUCAGUGAGAAUGAAUAUUCAAUCAAAAAGCCUUUUUCUUAUGAAGCACCAGAAUAUCAGAUUUCCGAGACAGAUACCUUUAGUGACAGUGGUUUUGAUACAUUUGACGACGAGGCUCAAUUAAGGUAUUCUAUUAUAGCCAGUUCUGAUAAAACACCCACAAACAGUGAUCUCGUUGUUUUUGGAUUAACUUUGACUGACGAUUGUAAAGCCAGUUUUCAGAUAAAAAGAAAAUCAAAGCCAUUUCAAUAUCAAAAUGAAAUGGACGUGCAGAAUCUUCUUCGCCUUCUUCAAUGGGACAAGAAUAAGUAUAAACGGUGUAGUAUUGAGAUAGAAUCAGCUCACAGAGCAGUAUGUAAAAAUUUAGAUUUGGCAGACGAUGUGAAAGAAAUUGUCAUUUCGGGAAGAUCAAAGUGUGGAAAGGCAUUUUCUGAUGACGAAGUAGUAGUAGAGGUUCUUGGAGAAUCUAAAGCGCAGAGUUCUAAUAUUCCCAGAUUAAAAAAAGAUGUGACUAAAGAAAUAAAAGACAAUGAUAUCUUUGGAAAAGUCCUUGGGAGAUUAAAAAGAAAUAGAUAUGGAGAUUUAGAACAUCCUGUGCUUAUCUGCUCUAAAGAUGAAUUUGCAGAUCAUAAGAUGAUACCUCUUUGUAAGACAGUUCCGAAAAUAAAUGUUUCUCAUAAAAAAUGUAAACACAAAUAUCAAGUAGAUUUGUUCUCAUAUGAUACAGAGAGAAGUGUUGUUGAAUAUCGGACAACUUUGGAUAUUAACCCUACACGUAAGCAAUCAUGCUGUUUUCUGGUUGCAAUUCUAAAUUGGAAUGACAUGUAUCCAUUUGGAAUAACGUUAAGUGUAAUAAACACAAAAGGGGAUAUAAAAUCAGGUCUUGGCAUCCUUCAGCUCCAAUAUCGUGUGCCCUGUACUUACAGUAAAGAAACCAGAGAGGCAACCGAAUCAAUAUUAGAAAAAAGAGUAAAAGCCCAUGUUGAAGAGAAAAAGGUAAUAAAAGUUUUCACAAUAGACGAUGGAAAAGAAGGUGCAACAGAAACUUCUUACAGUGUAAAUCUCGUAGAAUCAGGGCUCUAUCGCAUCGGGGUACAUGUAAUAGACCCCACAUCAGUCAUUAAAAAGGGGGAUGCCCUUGAUUUGGAAGCAAGAAGGCAUGGUUCGGACUUCUAUGUAAACAAAGAUAUACAUCCAGUGUUUAUGAUUCCUGAACGACUCAGCAAUGAAUUAUUCAACAUGGAAACUGGAAAAGAGAGGGAAGCGUUGAGUGUUUUUUUCGACUUUUCUAUUGACGAAGAGGAAAUUGAUUCUCUCAAAUACUCAGACAUUAAAGGGCAAGUAAAGAGAUCUGUUGUAAAAUCUGAAAAGCAGUAUAACAUCUCUGAUGUUCAAAAUCUCUUAAGCUCAAAGCAUAUGAAAAGUGAUAUUCAUGUAUUAUAUAUGACUUCUAGAAAGCUACGCAAAAAAAGAAUUGGAAAUGCGUCAUAUUACACGGAAGUGAACGAAAUGUUUCCAUAUGAGAAGAAUAAUUUUAUUGAAUGUAUAGAUGCACAUUUGUUAGUGCAAGAGCUGGACAUAUUUACUAAUCAAUCAAUUGCAAAGUUUCUUUUUGCAAAAUAUCCCAGGUGUGUACCUUGCAAGUGUCAUGUCCGCCCUUCUGAAAAACUACUCUUGAGAUGGAAAAAUGCUCACAAUGAGCAUAUGGAUAACAUCUUAUUUCAUCUUCAGGAUUGUGAAAUAGGUACUGGUGCCGUAUGUUCUAUUUUCAACUGCAAACCGAGCCUUAUUCGAUAUAGGCAUCAUGUACCUGUUCAAAAUAAUGUUUGGGAUGCAUUGAAAGAGUAUGCUAGAUUAAAACAAUAUGACAAAUUACAGGUUGUUCUUGGUGCAGAUGAAAUUCAUCCACUACAAAACUUGGCCCUUGAAGAAUGGAUCGAAAUACAGGAAGCAGCUGAAUACAAAUGCUUAAUUUCUAAGCAGCUUGAGGCACUUCAUUUUGAUUUGCGUGUCCCCAUUUUCACAACUUUUACCGCUCCGCUCAGAAGGUUUAUAGAUCUUGUCGUUCAUAGAAUGGUACAUGCAGCGCUUGACAACUUGAAAGAGCCCCCUUACAGCGAAAAUGAAAUUCAAAAAAUUUGUGUUGAGAUGAAUCAAACAAACCGCAUUAGAAAGCAGUUCCGAAAAAGUUGUUUGAAGUUAUUGUUUGCCCAUUCAUUAAGUAACGAUCCCCGUGUUUUCAAUGGCUUUAUUCGAAAUGUCACAAAUAAUGACGUUGAGUUAACUUUUCCUACGUUACGUAAAUUGAGCAGAGCAAGCAAGCUGUUACCAAUUAACUUAUUACAUUCAAAGCAGAAACCUAAAUUUGAAAAAGAAAUUGGUUUUGAUCGAUAUUUUAUGACCAUCAAAUGGCAAAACCGUAUUUAUUCAUUGAAUAGAAGAACAAAAAAUCCACCAAAAGAGAAUACUUAUCUCAGAAUAAAUCCACACCAAAAUGUCCAAUUUCAUCAGCUCAGACAGUGGGUAAAUAUCAUACAAGCACUUUUAAAUGGAAAAACAAAAAAUAUUCACUCACUAAUGUCAGCUGUCGAUCAACCAACUUCAAAUGAACAAAUUUCAGCAUCAUGGAACACAGUAAAUGAUGUAAGUUCAGAAAUUCGUGGUGGAUAUUUUGCUCAACAAAUAUGCAACUACAGCCUAUCAUUCAGUUAUGGUCAACUUGUUGUAAUUCAGAUGUGUUCGGAGCCAGAGAGAGGAAUAAUGACGCCUAUGCCACAACUGUUUGACAUAACACCAAAUAUAAAAAUCUGUUUACAACAUGCUAGAGAUCCUCUUGGUACUUUGUCCUCAAUAGCUACGAAAUCAACAAACGAAAAGUACUCUUCAUGUAGCGAAUACAUCAACAUUUGGAUGCCUAUAUUCUCCAUGGAAGUUGCAAUUCAAACAGCAGAUGAUGAUUCCAUUACAAUAAGUGAUUUGCCAAUCACUUUUCGUCUUGGAGGUGGAGGAUUUUCUCUUAAACAGUCUUUUCUUGAAAAACGUGACAUUCAUUUCACUGCACAUUCGACAGAUCUUUUGAAUACAGAGGAGGAUGUAAAAAAAGACAAUGAAGAAGACAAAGAACGAUUUUAUAUGCCUGGAUCUGAUUUUCUCUGUAUAAGGUGUCCUUUGGAGCCACUAAGCGAUGUUGUCAGCAAUUUUGGUAGAGGUGCUAUUUCCCCACGGCAAAGGUAUUGGAUAGGCCAUGCUCAAGUAAACGAUGUCCGAUUUCUAACGAAAAAAAACGAGAAUAAAGUCAGUGUAGCGUUUGUUUGUCAUAAUAAAAGCCCUCCAAUUCCACAGGAAAUUUUAAAUAAGAGGAAGGAUUGCAGUUUAGAAAUAUUACCUAAAGCAGAUGUCUGCAGGAGAACAGAGUUGUAUGUAAAAUGGUUAGAAAGUGCUUCAGAACUUGCUAAAGCUAUUGCAUUAAGAGGACCACUUCCGGGACUUGAUAAAAUUCAUAAAGAUUUAGGAGAUCAUGUGCAAGACCUUGAAAUCCCAAACACUGGAAUUACAUUCAAUGAGAACCAAAGAAAAGCAAUUAAAAAAGCACUCUCUUCAAGCUUUUCCUUGAUCCAGGGUCCACCAGGUACCGGGAAAACAGUAACUGGAGUUGCGCUGAUAAAUAUUUUCAGUUCCAUUAAUCGUCGUUAUUUUGAAAUGAAGAGAGGGAAAAAAGACUUCGUUGUAUUCUGCGGCCCGUCCAAUAAAUCUGUUGAUUUAGUCACAGUUUACUUAAAAAGAAGUUGUCCUCCAGAAUUAAAUAUUCUUCGAAUGUACGGCAGUUCCUUAGAGUGUAAAGCAUUUCCCAUACCAGGCAAAGUGUUUUCAAAAAGAAAGAGCGAGUCUGCACCAGAUGAGUCCCUUAAUGAUGUUACUUUACAUAAUUUAAUCCGAAAAUCCGGUAAUAAAUAUGCUGAAAAGAUAAGAGACUUUGACAAAAAAUUCAAACAAGGAAAAGAAAUAGAUUAUCAAGACAUCAAAGAUUACAAAAAAUACAUUAACAAAGCUGUACAGGAAGAAAUACCCAAAUAUGAUGUCAUUUUGUGCACAACUGCAGUUGUUACAAGUUCAAGACUCCUGCAUGCCACAGCCAAAUCAAUUUACCAGCUGUUGAUUGAUGAAGCAGGCAUGUGUACAGAACCGGAAUGUUUAUCAGCUAUCGUGGCUACACAAGCAAAGCAAGUUGUUUUGAUAGGUGACCAUAAACAGCUCCAACCAGUUGUCAUAUGUCAGGAAGCGGCAGCACUGGGACUUCAAAAGUCCAUGUUUGAGCGCUAUGCCGAAUCACAAACUUCUGGAGAAGUACUCACACUUCUAACCGAUCAAUACAGAAUGCACCCCAGCCUUUGCCGCUUCCCAUCCAACACAUUUUACGAUAAAAAGCUAAGAACAAAAGAUCUCGAGAAAUGGAAGAUGCAACAGCCACUUAGUUUGUGGCGGGAUCCAAAGAACCCUUUAGUUUUCUGUCAUAUAGAAGGCCAGGAGGAGUACCUUUCAAACACGACUGAAGAAGGCAAUGAGAUGUCUAAAUUCAAUAAUGCCGAAAUUGAUCAAGUGGAAAAGGUGUAUCAGCAUUUGCUGAAACAGGAAGGAAUAAGUCCUGAAAAUAUCUACAUCAUGUCACAGUAUAAUGCACAGUGCAGUAAAAUCAAAGAGAGACUGAAGAGAUAUGUUCCACAAGUCAAUACAGUUGUGGCAAGUCAAGGUGGGGAAUGGGACUAUGUUAUAUUUAGUCUUGUAAGGUCCUUACCAGAAUACCGAAUCGAACCUCAUCCUACAAAAGGAUGGUGCAAAGAAAACUUGGGCUUCAUCAUAGAUUACCAUCAAAUAAAUGUUGCACUUACAAGAGCAAGAAAAGGUCUAAUUAUGAUUGGAAACAAAAAACUCCUGAAAUGUGAUGACAUUUUCAAAACAUUAUUGGAUGAAUAUGAACAGAAAAAGUGUUUAGAGACUGCCGAUAAUUUUCCUCCAGUGAAAAAGAAAAAGGAACAACGAAAGGCUUGGGUUCCUUAA